AUUUCGAGCAUCAAAUCAUUAAGAAUCCCAUCGUUUACAUGAUCACCUUCCUGUCCAACAUCUUCGUGAUGGCAGACAUCAUCGCUACGGUAAUGCGCGAGAAUCUAACUGAUACCAACAAGUUCGUCUACAUUCCCUUGAGCAAACGUAAACAAUCUUAAUUCGAUAAAUUAUUAAGUGUGUACAGUUAAAUGGAUUUUCAGCACUGUACAUCAUCGAUAUAUUGUCUAUUUACACUGUCAUAGUGGAGAUAAUCUACGUAGAGAAUAAGUACCUGAAGAUACUGAAAGUUGUGCUCAUCUUGUUGAGAAAUUACAGGAUUUUAGUUUAUCACUGUACGUUUAUCACCUUAACGUUAAAUGAAGUAAUUUAAUUGUGUUAAUUUUAGAUUGGAUUUCGAAAGCUGGCCGGAUCAAGAACAUCUACGUCUUCUACUCUAAAUAUAUCUUCAUCUACGCCUUCGUUAUACACACCUUCAACUGCUUGUGGGUCGUCUCAUGUCAGGUGUGUUAAAGUGUUAAAGUUCUCUUUCAAUGCUUCGGUUUAGGGUUGCUCUCCUUCCAGUUACCACAACAACAGCUUCUACACAAACCCUAUGACCCUGAGGUUAUCCGAGGGUAUCAAAGGUAGAUACAGAAAGGGACUGCGCGAUACCAAAUACAUGACUCCUCUCGAACUGUACGUUGCCACGCUGUUCUUCGUGAUCGGGGCUAUAACAAACGUUGGUUUUGGGAAUCCCGGAUCCGGAAACGACACCGAGAUGGGACUGUCGAUGGCCACGAUGUUCAUAUCGAUGUUCGUGAACAUCCUCUUCAUCAGUGAUCUGUCGGCGAUGAAGAUCGGGGAAUAUCUGAGCCAGGUGGAGUUCUCCAACAGCUUGAGGCAGAUCCGCAAAUAUCUGCAUCACGAGAGGAUACCGAAGAAUACGUGCAACAAGAUUAUGAAGUAUUACAUCAAUUUUUGGCACCAGAAGAGCACGUUGACAACGAAGGUUUACUACAACAUUUUACCUAAAGCUCUGCAGAAGGAGGUGAUGCUGGAUGUGUUCUGGUUCGCCUUGCAUCGCAUGUAUCUUUUCAAGAAUGAAUCGUUGGAGUUCAAGAGAUUGGUGUCUUCGGCGAUGGAGGUUGAGUAUUACAAUAAAGGAGACCUAAUCUUGGAACAUGGACAGGUGCGUCUGAAGUCCUUCUUCAUAGCGCGCGGAAGCGUCUGCAUUCUGUCGCAGGAGGACAGCGAAAGCCCGGUGUUGACUCUAGGUGUUGGCAGCUGCUUCGGGGAAUUGCAUCUAUUUUACAGCAUGGUCGGGAAAUUUUCCAUUGUGGCUCAAACCUAUUGCAUUUUGCACACCUUGACCAAACCGAGGUUCUGGUGCUUGAUAAACAUGCAGUGCUACCAUCGUUCACGUAACAUCAUCCAGACAAUGAACGUGAAGAUGAAUUAUGCGCGCAGCAAAAGGAUUAAGAUUAAUGACGAAAUCAUCGACAAAACGCUAAUUCAAAUGAAGGAGGUGCUCAACGACGAAACUCAGUUGGAUAUCUACGACGCCAGAAAUAUUUACAAGUUGGGCAAUUUCACCGAGUUCCACGAUUCCUACAUCUUGAGCAAAGAGCAGAUCAACAGCUACGACGGCAUCUUCACUCACACGGAAUGGCCUUGGAAGUUGCGCGAAGAUUCCAACUUCAUUCACAUCUGGGAGUACAUCGUCAUCUUCACCACUCUAGUGCUGCUCUUCUAUUGGCCGCUGAAGGUGCUCUUCAAAGCCGAACUGAACGGAUACAUGAUCGCGAUAUUCAAGAUCUACUUCACGCUGAUCUUCGGCCUCGACGUGAUCAUCCAGCUCUUCACCGUCAUCGAAACACCGCAAAAAUCCUACAUCACUUUCACUGAGAUCUUCGAGGCACGAUGCACCAAUCUCGCGUUCGCCUGUGACUUCAUCUCGGCACUUCCCUUGGACACGCUCGCGACAGUCAUGCUCGCAGAAGAUAGCAAAACCAACCUCAAGUACAGGAUCAUCAUGUUUUCAAUGAGAUUCCUGAAAUUAUACAGAUUGCCGGUGUUUUUCAACAAAUUGGAGCUGCGAUUCAUGUCCAUCAAGUUCCACAUAUUCAAGUGCAUAAAGCAUUUCUUCUUCAUCGUUUGCUUCAGCUAUCUGAACGGAUGCAUCUAUUACCUGAUCUUGUAUUUCCAUUGGUGAUUAGAUUCAAUGUGUUUGUAAUCGUAAAAGUUUUUGAUAGAUUUGUUGAUUUCCAGGAGUUUUUUCACCGAGGAUAGCUGGUUCAAGAAGCUGUACAAUAAUCUGCAG
Molecule: messenger RNA, 2302 nt
Organism: Nicrophorus vespilloides
Lineage: Eukaryota; Metazoa; Arthropoda; Insecta; Coleoptera; Silphidae
Product: potassium channel AKT1-like
Exons: 9
Coding region: 596-2194 (532 amino acids)
Molecular function (GO): protein-containing complex binding
Source: RefSeq, a predicted model, not a curated record